Aphanomyces astaci is the source of this 1631-nucleotide messenger RNA. RefSeq lists its product as hypothetical. NCBI's taxonomy places the organism in Eukaryota, Oomycota, Saprolegniomycetes, Saprolegniales, Verrucalvaceae. The transcript is spliced from 10 exons. The coding region runs from base 28 to 1545 and encodes 505 amino acids. The record is from RefSeq and is a predicted model, not a curated record.
UCGCCAGCGGUGCUAGUAUAUUUUGGAAUGAGCAGCUUAACCUGCAGCGACCUCGCCACGGACAAGAUCUCGGAUGCACGUGGGGCGGCGGUCGUCCAGAUGCCCCCUCGGCGGACUGCGAAUGUAUCGUCGUCGCUGGACGAACUGCUGAGAGUUAGCGACAGCCUGUUAAACUUGGCGCCGCAUCAACCCCAUCAUCCGUCCUCCAUGACCAAGGCGGACGUAGACUUGAAGGCGAAAAAAUGGCUAGGGGAUUCGUCCCAAGAACUCUCGGAGAUUCAGCAAUCUGUCGAGCGCCUCAAGCUCCAGCGAUUGCAAGUGGAGCAUAUUCGCCACGACAACGACCGGUUGGAAAUGGAGUUGGCGCAAAAGGAAGAUACCAUCCGGGCAUGUCGUCACGAGUUGGAACGACUUCAAGGCGUGGAAGGUGAAAACGAGCGGCUGCGGAGUCGCGUGUUGCAGGUGGAGUUCAAGCUGGAGCAGGUCGACGCUGCGUUUCGAGAUAAGCGGCAACAGCUACAAGACGCCAUCGACACCCGCGAGGCGCUCGAGUUGCGGUGGCGGGAAGCAAUGGAAUCGCUGCAGAACGUCGUGGAAGAGACCACCCGCACGUACGAGAGCAAGCUCAAGUUGAUGGAGCACGACUUGGAGACCCGCAUGGCAAAAAUUGGAGAGCUCGAAGUCGUCGUGGGCGACACCAAAGCUACGGCGGAGCGCAGGGAGGGCAAGCUCGAGCUCAAGAUAUCGCAAUUGGAGGCGACGAACUUGUCGUUGGAGAAGCAGGCGGCAACGGGGUCUGCGUCAUGGGAGGCCGAGCGGACGCGCCUUCUGAACGACUUGGCGGCUGCAGACAGCAAGAUUGCAGGACUGGCGGCCACGACGUCGCGGCAAACAACCAUGAUCCAAGAGUGCGACCGGGCGAUUUCCGACUCGGAGGACCGAAUGACGAAAUUUCUCAAGCGAAAGACGGCCAUGCACAAGGCGCAGACCGAGUUGGAGGCGCGAAACAAGGCACUGGAAGAUCACAUCAAGCAGCAACAGACCGAGUCUGCCCGCGAAGUGCAAACGCUCCAGGCGUUGAUUCAAGGACUCGAACAAAAGUGCGAAUCCAAAGACCAUCAGGUGGCAGAGCUAACGGCACUGAUCGCGACAUCCGACAAACGGAACGAAGCCAGCCAUCAUGAGUUUAUAAAGCGGGAGCGCCAUCGAUUUCAUCUGGACGAGCAAAACAAAGCGCUCGUGAAGCGUGAGAAGAAGAUGCUGGGCGACGUAACGGAGCUAAGCAUGGCUCUUCGAGUACGAUUGAACGUCGCUGUUGACCUCGUAUUGCUGACACAAGUACCCCAGGACAUUUCCGACGAAAAACGGGUGCUCGAAGACAAGGUCAAGUCGCUGCUUGCUCAAUUGGAACUGGAGCGUGAAGAUCGCACGAAAUGGGCAACUUCGCGAUUGAAACUCUUGGCGCAGUUUUGCGACGAAGAGAACAAACUCACGUCGUCCCUCAGCGCGCACGGAGUGUCGAAUGCGCACGGGUAUCGCAAAUAAUGACACUGCAGCCCUCCAACAACAACUGGAGGACAGUACGAAGGUGGUUUUGCUGCCAUAAUCGACUUUGUACUACUACUUUGCAC